Molecule: messenger RNA, 567 nt
Organism: Monoraphidium neglectum
Lineage: Eukaryota; Viridiplantae; Chlorophyta; Chlorophyceae; Sphaeropleales; Selenastraceae
Product: Hypoxanthine-guanine phosphoribosyltransferase
Exons: 7
Coding region: 1-567 (188 amino acids)
Biological process (GO): IMP salvage; purine ribonucleoside salvage; hypoxanthine metabolic process
Molecular function (GO): magnesium ion binding; hypoxanthine phosphoribosyltransferase activity
Source: RefSeq, a predicted model, not a curated record
AUGGCGAUGCCACUCAACAAGACGAACGGCGUGACAGCGUUUGUCGACUCAUUCCACCAGUACCUGCCGCAUCGGAACAGGGACAUCUGCCGUGACUACCAGGGCAAGGACCUCAUUGUUGUGGGGGUCCUCAAGGGCGCCUUCAUCUUCAUGUCUGACCUGACGCGCGCCAUCGCUGAGGAGGGCAUGCCCAGCGUGCGCAUCGACUUCAUACGCGCCUCGUCAUACGGCAGCAGCAGCGUGAGCAACGGUGCGGUUGGCGUGGACAUGUGCGGCAGCAGCAGCGACAGCCGUUGGGCGGGGCGCCACGUACUGCUGGUGGAGGAUAUUAUUGACAGCGGCAACACGCUCUGCAGGCUGGCGGGGGCGGUGGCGUCCUGCGGGGCCGACAGUGUCAAGGUCGUCGCCCUGCUGGACAAGAAGGGCCGCCGCCAGGUGGAGUUUGAGGCGGACUAUGUUGGCUUUGACAUCCCCGACAAGUUCAUUGUGGGCUACGGCCUGGAUUUUGACGAGACGUACCGCUGCCUGCCAUACGUCGCUGUGCUGCGGCCUGAGGCCUACGCUUAA